AUGGCCGCUGCUGUCGCAUCCCCCGGCGAAGAGAUCACCGCUGGCUCUUAUGUCGGAUUCGACUCCAUCACUCGCCAGAUCGAGCACAAGUUCCUGAAGCGUGGUUUCCAGUUCAAUAUCAUGGUGGUCGGACAAACCGGUCUCGGAAAGUCCACCCUCAUCAACACUCUUUUUGCCUCCCAUCUUGUUGACUCUAAGGGUCGCUUUGAGCCAGAGAUUGCUCCUCGCGCGACUACCGAAAUCGCUGCUCAAUCCCACGUCAUUACCGAGAACGGGGUCAAGCUUCGGCUCAACAUCAUCGACACCCCUGGCUAUGGUGACAAUGUCAACAACGAAGGAUGCUGGGAUCCCAUCGUCAAAUACAUCAAAGACCAGCACUCUGCCUAUCUCAGGAAGGAGCUUACUGCCAUGCGAGACCGACACAUCCCCGAUACCCGUAUCCAUUGCUGUAUCUUCUUCAUCAACCCCACAGGACACACUUUGAAGCCGAUCGACAUUGUCGUCCUCAAGAAGCUUUCCGACGUUGUCAAUGUUGUCCCCGUGAUCGCCAAGUCUGACUCCAUGACUCUUGAGGAGCGAGCGGUUUUCAAGGAGCGAGUCAUGGCCGAGAUGCAAUACAAUCAGAUCAGGAUGUUCCCCUUCGACUCUGAAGAGCUCGACGAGGAAGAGCUUACUCUCAACGAGCGGGUCCGGGAAAUGCUCCCAUUCGCGGUUGUCGGCUCUGAGCGAAGCGUCAUCGUUGACGGUAAACCCGUCCGAGGAAGGAAGAACAGAUGGGGUGUCAUCAAUGUGGAGGAUGAGGCGCACUGCGAGUUUGUCUACUUGCGAAACUUCCUUACCAGGACGCACCUCCAAGAUCUCAUCGAGACCACCGCUCAAGUCCAUUACGAGACCUUCCGAUCGAAGCAGCUUCUUGCCCUCAAGGAGUCCUCCACAAAAGCUCAACAAUCUUCCAUCUAA
Messenger RNA from Cryptococcus wingfieldii CBS 7118, 960 nucleotides. Its product is annotated as septin ring protein. Gene Ontology annotation, cellular component: septin ring; microtubule cytoskeleton; cell division site. Gene Ontology annotation, molecular function: molecular adaptor activity; GTPase activity; GTP binding. Gene Ontology annotation, biological process: cytoskeleton-dependent cytokinesis. Lineage: Eukaryota; Fungi; Basidiomycota; Tremellomycetes; Tremellales; Cryptococcaceae. The record is from RefSeq and is a predicted model, not a curated record. The transcript has 9 exons. The coding region runs from base 1 to 960 and encodes 319 amino acids.